UGGCAUAUUGUUUGGGCUUCAUAGUGCAAAGCUGUGUUUGCUGAGGCUGAAGUUCCCCUGGAUUACAGUGUGUCGUGCGUCCCGGUUUAAGGAUGGAAGUGCAGAACAGAGCGUUGCCCUGUGUCAUCCCGGAGGAUCGGGAGGUUCAGCAUCCAGUGGUUAACGGGGUUCAGCUUGUUGAUGGCGGGGAGGAUGAAGUGCCCGUCUCCAAAUCCCAGAGGAGACGCAGUGACAUAAAAGUGUACAAGGAGUUCUGUGACUUCUAUGCACGAUUCAACAUGGCAAAUGCUCUGGCAAAUGCCAUCUGUGAGCGCUGCAAGAGUGGCUUUGAACCGGCUGAGAAGAUUGUGAACAGUAAUGGCGAGCUGUACCAUGAGCAGUGCUUCGUGUGUGCACAGUGUUUCCAGCAGUUCCCAGAGGGCCUCUUCUAUGAGUUUGAAGGGAGAAAAUAUUGUGAGCAUGAUUUCCAGAUGCUGUUUGCGCCCUGUUGUCAUCAGUGUGGCGAGUUCAUCAUUGGUCGUGUGAUAAAGGCGAUGAACAAUAGUUGGCAUCCCGACUGCUUCUGCUGUGACCUCUGCCAACAAGUCCUUGCUGACGUGGGCUUUGUGAAGAAUGCUGGCAGACACCUUUGUCGCCCUUGUCACAACCGUGAGAAAGCUAGAGGUCUGGGGAAGUACAUCUGUCAGAAGUGUCACGCAAUCAUUGAUGAGCUGCCUUUGAUUUUCAAGAAUGACCCAUACCACCCGGAUCACUUCAACUGCACCAAUUGUGGUAAGGAGCUGACUGCUGAUGCUCGUGAACUAAAAGGGGAAUUGUAUUGCCUGCCCUGCCAUGACAAGAUGGGAGUUCCCAUUUGUGGUGCCUGCCGAAGACCCAUUGAAGGGCGUGUGGUCAACGCCAUGGGCAAGCAGUGGCACGUGGAGCAUUUUGUGUGUGCUAAGUGUGAAAAGCCAUUCCUUGGCCACCGUCACUACGAACGGAAGGGAUUGGCUUAUUGUGAAACUCACUACAAUCAGCUGUUUGGUGAUGUGUGCUACCACUGCAACCGUGUGAUUGAAGGAGAUGUUGUAUCUGCACUGAACAAGGCUUGGUGUGUAAACUGCUUUGCUUGUUCUACUUGCAACACCAAGCUGACACUCAAGGACAAAUUCGUUGAGAUUGAUCUAAAGCCGGUCUGCAAGCCCUGCUAUGAGAGAAUGCCUGAGGAGCUAAAGCGUCGUCUGGCCAAACGCGAAAGAGACUCCAAAGAAAAGAAAAAGAAAAUACCAAUCUGUUUGAACAAGUUUGUGGAGUUUGACAUGAAACCUGUCUGCAAGAAAUGCUAUGAGAAGUUCCCUCUGGAGCUGAAGAAAAGACUAAAGAAGCUGGCUGAACCUGUUGGACGUAAAUAAACUGCAAGCUGUGCCCGGUUCAGACGAGAAUGCUAGCCAUACUGAGCUUGGUUAGAACCAAAAUGUGUUUAGCACACACAGAAUCUGAAGGUUUGGAAACAAAAAACUGUAUAUUCAUUGGAAAUAAAAUGGAUUUAGUUUUAAAAUAAUUUUGAAAACAGAGGUAUGAAAAGAUAAGGAUGAUAGAUUUUGUCACAGAACGAUCUUGUCGUUUUUAUAAUGUACCUUUUUAGGAUUUUGUAUUUCACACCAAUGUAUUAACAAAAAACACUUCUAUCUUAUCUAAGCCAAAUGUGUUACUUUGUCUUUCUGUACCUUCUUUUUUAUGACAAUUCUACUCCAGUGCAAAUUUAAAUUAAGUUCAUAUUAAUCCCUUUAGGGUUGUGGAGAAACGAAAACUUGUGCAACUAACAAGAACAUAGCAACUUGCAUGCUCCUAAAUUUAUGGAAUGCGUUUCUUAAUAGACAUUUAGAUUGUAAUACGCCCAAAGAAACAAUAUUAAAUGCUUUUUGUCCAAUUUGUAAUGUAGGUCUCGCUCCAUUUAUGAAACAUUUGUUAAUGUGGUUGACUACUAUUAACAAGGAAUACCUGUUUAUUGCAAUCACAUUUUAAUGAUUUGCUACUAGUGUAGAGAUUAAUGCUUGGUUAUGUAUGAAUGCCUUACAUUUUCUUGUAACAUUAUAUUGCUAUAGCCUCUUAUUAUGAUGACAUGGCUAAUGUUUAUAACACUUUCAGGACACAGAACUAGAUGCAUUAUGGAUGGUUUAUAACAGAUUUUUAAACCAAGAUGUUACCAAUUUUAGUGAAGUGGUGAUUUCUUAAUGGUGUAAUAGUCAAGCCUAUUGGAAACUAGUCAGCCCCAACCCCCACCCCACAGUGUACAUGCAGCAUAGAAAGUGAGCGAGUGGGUCCGAAUACAUGACAACUUUGACCUGAAAAUAACAUGACAAGGAACAAGCAAAAAAGGGAAGUUGUUAGAAAGUGUAUUUUCAAAGACUUGAUUUUAAUGUGGCUUUUAAAAUGGACUGUUUCUAUUGGCACUGUUGUAUAGCCUGCUAUUUUCGCUGCAUGUUUAUUAUAAAAUUUCACUGUGCUGUCAUGAGCCUUAAUGCAACGUCUUGCUGUAUUUUCCAAUUAUUUUAUUUUUAAUUAUGCUUUAUAUUGAGCUUUUCAUAAUUUGUUAUUUCUUUUGUUUCUUGUGCCUUCUUUUAAAAAUAGCAGUUCAGUUAGCAAUACUCUUCAACUGUGUAGCCCAAAUGCUAUGUUUGGACAACGUGUACGUUUGCAGGUUAGAUUUGUAUUUGUAUUUUUUUUUUUUUUUUUUUUUUUUUUUUUUUUUUUUUUUUGUUAAAAUCACACUGCCUUAAAUGUAAACAACCUGAAGUAUCAGAUAAUUAGAAAACUAUGGUUAUUUUUGAAGUCCACAUUUAUAUAUUAAGAAAAUAUAUCAAACAAGGGAUGGGAUGAAUAAAUAAAUGAGAUGUACACCUGUAAUGAAAACGGUGCUCAGGACUUCAAAGAAUUAACUAUAAAGUAUUGUUUGCGUACCAUGGAACAAUGUUACAUUUCUAGAACAUUUCAUAUGGAUUUAUUGAUCAGAAUAAGUCAUGAAAAAAUAUGGCACAGUCUGUUUCUUUAGUAAUAGUAAACGGCAUUGUUAACUACAAAAAGCAAUACUGCAUGUUGGUUUAACUUAAAAUUGUAUGUAUACUAAUCAUUGCAUCAAUUUUCUAGUAUGUUUCUUAUGUUAUUCACAGUGACAUAUUCCAGUAUUUAAUAAAAUCUAUACCACCAAA
Molecule: messenger RNA, 3188 nt
Organism: Polyodon spathula (Mississippi paddlefish)
Lineage: Eukaryota; Metazoa; Chordata; Actinopteri; Acipenseriformes; Polyodontidae
Product: LIM and senescent cell antigen-like-containing domain protein 1
Exons: 11
Coding region: 93-1391 (432 amino acids)
Biological process (GO): positive regulation of integrin-mediated signaling pathway; cell-cell junction organization; positive regulation of substrate adhesion-dependent cell spreading
Cellular component (GO): cytoplasm; cell-cell junction; focal adhesion
Source: RefSeq, a predicted model, not a curated record